AUGGGUGAUCUUAUUGUUAGAGCAAAGGAAUUGGAAAAUGAAUCAGAAAGGAAACUAGGUGGAUGGGGAUUUUUCUAUUACAAAGAACCCGAAUACGAAGAGGCUGCUCAUCUUUUGCAUGAAGCUGCUAAUUGUUACAAAGCCGCCAAAUACUGGGAUGAAGCUGCAGCAAUAUAUAUCAAGUUGGCAGAAUGCCAUUUGAAGACUAAACGGAAGCAUGAGUUUGCUGCCAAUUCUUAUGUACAUGCUGCAGUAUGUUAUGAAUCUAAACAAAACAUCGAGAAGGUUAUCGACUCCUUGGGAAAGGCAGCUGAGAUCUUCGAAAAAGGACUUGAAACAAUGCCAGCUGACCACUGCAAUCAGAAUGCUGGAAAACGUUAUAGGGAAAUUGCAGAACGAUAUGAAUCCAACCAAAACAAAGAAAAGGCUGCCGAGUUCUAUGAAAAGGCAGCUGAGCUUUUCGAAAAAGCACAACUGCUGAUGUCUGCGAACCAUUGCAACCACAAAGCUGCUCAACAUGCUGCUCAGAUUCAACACUACUCCAAGGCCAUUGAAAUUUAUGAGAAAAUUGCAAGUCACUCACUCAACGACAGCUUGCUUAAGUACCAAGCUAAAAGGUAUCUUCUUGAUGCUGGAAUAUGCCGAUUUUUCCGGGGAGAUGAUCUUGAUUCAAUCACCAAGGCACUAGAGCAGUACCGGAAAUUGGAUCCAACCUUUUCCGACACAUCAGAGUACAUGUGUCAAUAGACUACGAAUGUGGCCAUUUUGGUGAGCAAAUAAAAGUGGUCGGCAAAUUUGUAUCCGUUAUUUUUCUUUUUGUAUUCUCGACUUCACACCUACUAGCAGGUAAUAUUGUAAAAAUUACAUAGGAAAAUCGACAAACUAAACUUUACAACUUCACAACGGGUUUCGGAACGAGUUGAGCUAAAGUUUCAAAAGGAGUUAAAAAUAAAUUUUCCUAUUUACUUUUAACUCGUUUUUACUUCUUAAUUUAUUGGCGCCACUAUUAAAAAAGAUAGUGAAAAACGCGUGUAAAAGUAAAACAUUUUAACAGAAUUGUCCCCACGAUUAAAAAUGAACAUUUAACAGAAAACGAACCAAAAGCAAAAGCCUCUUCUUCUGCUGACCUUCCCGAUAGUCCGAAUACCAAGUCGGGUCAAAUUCCGGAGCCUAGGGUUUCCACUCCUACUUCACCCCACCAAAUCCCUAAUUCCAAUUUCCAAUUGAGAUUUACCUCGUUUUAGGGUUUCAGAAAUGGUAUUAGAGA
Messenger RNA from Fragaria vesca subsp. vesca, 1267 nucleotides. Its product is annotated as alpha-soluble NSF attachment protein 2-like. The record is from RefSeq and is a predicted model, not a curated record. NCBI's taxonomy places the organism in Eukaryota, Viridiplantae, Streptophyta, Magnoliopsida, Rosales, Rosaceae. Bases 1 to 747 code for a protein of 248 amino acids. The transcript has a single exon. Gene Ontology annotation, biological process: intracellular protein transport; SNARE complex disassembly. Gene Ontology annotation, molecular function: syntaxin binding; soluble NSF attachment protein activity. Gene Ontology annotation, cellular component: SNARE complex; vacuolar membrane.